Messenger RNA from Glarea lozoyensis ATCC 20868, 1770 nucleotides. Its product is annotated as Zn2/Cys6 DNA-binding protein. Bases 1 to 1770 code for a protein of 589 amino acids. Lineage: Eukaryota; Fungi; Ascomycota; Leotiomycetes; Helotiales; Helotiaceae. The transcript has 4 exons. Gene Ontology annotation, molecular function: DNA-binding transcription factor activity, RNA polymerase II-specific; zinc ion binding. Gene Ontology annotation, biological process: regulation of DNA-templated transcription. The record is from RefSeq and is a predicted model, not a curated record.
AUGAUAGCUGGGGCCUUUUCUCGUGACAAUCGAGCUACAAAUAUGAAGAGGAGGUCUACACCUCGCUCACGUGGAGGAUGCUAUAGUUGCAGAGCUAAAAAAACCAAAUGCGAUGAGGGAAAGCCAUCUUGUGAGAAAUGCAUUCGAGCUGGAUGGGAGUGUCCUGGAUACGAUGAUUCGUCCGAAUCAAAAAGCUCAAACUUGUUUUUGACGUUUGCGAUCACUGGUAAAGGCCCUCCGUCACGGACAGUCCCAGGCUUCGUUCCUUCAACGUUGAGAACGGGCGGCUCUUCGCACCUUAAGAAAGAUCUUCUACUACUUGGACGCCAGAGAGCGUUGCCUGACAUGUCACUGAAAGACCAGGAUAAGAACCACGAAACUGAGGAUUCCGUUGAAGAUUUCUCACGAGCAGUGACACGUUCGAUACUCAAAACAUCUAAGGGAUUCCCCAUAAAUUCCCCGGGUAACGAUAGCGAGAAGCUGCUCUUGCACUAUUAUCAAUAUGAGGCACUGCAAGAUUUACGCGGAUUCACAACAGACAAUUUCUGGCACGAUUCAAUCUUACUAUACAGCCAUGAAUUUCCAAUUGUACGGUCCGCACUUUUGGCACUGAGCGGAUUCCAUAGAGAACGCCUGACUGGAAGCCCUACUGCGGCUGCUGAUCAUGAUGUCGCUCUCCGCCAAUACAACAAAGCACUUCGAUUUGUGCGAAGUUAUUUGGCUAAUAAUAUCCAGCCGUCUGUCGAGAUUAUACUCAUGUGCUGUUUGCUCUUCUAUUGUAUUGAAACUCUCCGAGGCGAUGACCUAGUAGCCGUGAGACAUGCAAAGGCUGGAAUUGAGAUCUUCAAAACGUGGAAGCCUAAAACUGCAUCGGACACGGAAUCAGAGAGGGCCAAUUUUACACCUCACUUCGCGACUUUAGAUGUAGUCUUCAGUCAAUGGGCAGGAUCUUCUGCCCCGAUUUUAGUCUUAACAACACAGGAAGAACGAUCAGGAAUUACGCCGCUGUUCCCAACGCCGCUACCGACAAUGAGCCACGCAAACGAAGCAUUUCUCAAGCUGAUAAACUGGGGGCGCCAUCUUCUUGAACCGCAGCGACUUGGCCAGUAUAGAAGCCUUGGAAGAGUUCCCAAAUCGCUGAUCGACGAAUUAUCGUUCUUUGGAGAACAAUAUAUUUCAUGGGAGGGUGCAUAUAGCCCACUUCUAGCCUACCAGGAAUCGCUACCAUCAACGCUCUGGGCGGAGAAAGCGAGCGUCCUGACUCUCUACUCGUCGUACAUUCUUUUAAAGUUGGAACUAUACCAUCUCUUCGCAGGGUUUGACCCUCUAUGGAUGAGUACAGAUGUCGACGGAUGUUACGAGAAGAUUUUGAGUAUUGCCAAAACGCUCCAUGAUGGAUUGAUGUCAAGCGAUUCGAUCAAUGCGAGGGGAAGAUCAUAUCUCUUCCAUGGCGGGGUGACGGGUGCUCUGUCUUAUACUGCGAGCAGCUGUUUGGACAUGACCAAAAAGAGAAGAGCUUUACAGAUGAUGAAGACCUGGCCUAUAAAAGAGGGAUCCUUCGAUGGAAAGAUGGCGGCUCGAGGAAUUGAGAAAGCGAUGGCUCUUUGCACCAUCCCCGCCAUGGCAGAUCGCGAGGAAACCUUUGACCACGCGACGUUUAUGAACAUUGUCUGGACGAUGGUAGCAAACGAGAAAGACAUCCAUUUUAAUGUUGUUGAGCCAUUGAGGGUUCUCCAGCCGACGGCACUGGGCCACGAUGGUGGACCAUAG